Messenger RNA from Fonsecaea multimorphosa CBS 102226, 1389 nucleotides. RefSeq lists its product as uncharacterized. The record is from RefSeq and is a predicted model, not a curated record. The transcript is spliced from 2 exons. Gene Ontology annotation, molecular function: transmembrane transporter activity. Gene Ontology annotation, cellular component: fungal-type vacuole membrane. NCBI's taxonomy places the organism in Eukaryota, Fungi, Ascomycota, Eurotiomycetes, Chaetothyriales, Herpotrichiellaceae. The coding region runs from base 1 to 1389 and encodes 462 amino acids. Gene Ontology annotation, biological process: transmembrane transport.
AUGCUUGGACGAUGCCGAGAAUCAUUCAGGACGCGACUUUCCACAUCGAAAACAGAUUCAGGUUGGGCUGCGUAUGGGAUUUUGCUGGCUGCGCUUCUCUCUGAAGGCGUCCUCAUCGGCGUCUGUCUUUCGUUCGGCGUAUUCCAGGACUACUACAGCAACAGAGCCUUUCUCCCGCACAGCGAUGUCUCAUCAUGGAUUGGCGUUCUCGCAACGGGCAUUGCGUACCUGGGAGCUCCCGCCGUCACAUACUGCUGCCAAAACUUGACGAUUCCCUGCCACUACUACAUCUACUUCGGAUGGAUCCUGUGCCUCGUCGGACUGCUUGGCAGUGCCUUUUGUCACGACGUCAGAACGCUGAUUGCCACGCAAGGGCUGCUGUUUGGCCUGGGCCUGCUCGUCGUCGAAAUGCCCACGCUCAUCAUCCUCAACACGUGGUUUGUUGAGCGACGCGGCCUGGCAUUUGGCCUGCUCUGUGGCUUCACCGACCUGUUUGGCGUGGCUUGGGGUUUUCUGGCCAGCGCGCUCUUGAACCACCACGGCAUCAAGGCCGCAUUCCUUGUCUUCGCUGCUAUCUGUUUCUUCAUCCCUGGUGUUGGGAUCUUUUUCCUUCGAGAGAGACCUUGUGCGCCCGCCGCGGCCGACUCCUGCUCCGAGACUGCAUCGGUCAAGGAGUUGACAUCAUCCGCAGAUGUGGAACCGGGACCCGAGAUCCUGACAGUCACCAACGCCCUGCCUUUUCGCCGAUACUACAGCCACGCCGGCUUCUACAUCUUCCUGCUCUCAAACCUUGUCCACUCAUUCGCCUUAUAUCUGCCAUUCAUCUACCUCCCCUCCUACGCCACCGCGCUGGGGUACUCGGCGUCGACGGGGGCCGUUGUCCUCGCGCUCGCCAACGUCGCCCAGGUAUUCGGCGAGAUCGGCUUCGGCCGGCUCUCGGACAAAGUCAACGUCCACAGCUUGGUCUUCUGCUCGGCCGCGGCCGCUUCUCUCGCCGCGUUCCUGAUCUGGGGCUUUGCGAGCUCGCUGGCGUAUCUGAUCAUCUUUGCGCUGCUGUUUGGCGGCUCCGCGAGUGGCUUCCUCACGCUGUGGCCACGCAUCGGCACCAUGUUUGCCGAGCACGACGCCAGCAUGAUCUACAGUUUCUUGUCGCUGGGGAGGGGUCUGGGCGUCAUUUCCUCGGGCCCCAUCAGCUCUGCAUUGCUACAGGUGCAUGGAGAUGUUGGGCGGCACCACGACGAGGGUGACUGGGCAAGGCAUCGUUAUCAAGGCAUUGUGCUCUUUGUGGGUUCUUGCAUGGCUGCCAGUGCGGUUCUGGGCGUUAUUGGGUGGAUAUCGUCGUAUUGGAAAAGAAAACAUGUCUCGCAGUCACACAGUGCCGUUGUAUAG